AUUCCACGCUUGAGCCCAUAGUGACUUCUUUCAGGUGAUUGAGAGUUUAUUGCGGACUAUUGCUCUCUUGAUCAAACCCUGACAGUGUUACGGUAUGCAAGUAUGGUCCCAUUUAUCCAUACCUAUUUAAAGCUCAGCGCUACUUUUUACAAAUACUGGGAUUGUUUCUCACUCGCUCUCUUGGAUGGAUGUGCGUUACUUGCCAUCUAUCCCGUAUCAUUCCGAAACGCUGUCAUUAAAGUCUCGUGGCAGUUGAUGGCUUACCUUUUGAUGGAUGGCUAUUUCUACUUCUCGUCAAGUCGUCGCCAUCGCCGAAUCUCUGCUCUAUUCGCACAUUCCUAUUCCGUACCCUCCUUGCAUAGGUACCUUACACGUACUUGCAAUUAGAAGCUGGUCUUCGGCGAACAUGGGAGGAACAAGGAUCAUCAAGCUCGGGCUACUCCCAACAAACGGUAUGGUAGGUAUUCAUACUUUCGGUGCUUCGCGAGUACAUGGCGACUUUGGAGAGUAAGGUAGGUAGGUAGGUAGG
Molecule: messenger RNA, 529 nt
Organism: Trichoderma asperellum CBS 433.97
Lineage: Eukaryota; Fungi; Ascomycota; Sordariomycetes; Hypocreales; Hypocreaceae
Source: RefSeq, a predicted model, not a curated record